This is a messenger RNA of Mollisia scopiformis, 4940 nucleotides long. RefSeq lists its product as uncharacterized. The coding region runs from base 231 to 4691 and encodes 1486 amino acids. Gene Ontology annotation, molecular function: UDP-glucose:glycoprotein glucosyltransferase activity. The transcript has 4 exons. The record is from RefSeq and is a predicted model, not a curated record. Gene Ontology annotation, cellular component: endoplasmic reticulum. NCBI's taxonomy places the organism in Eukaryota, Fungi, Ascomycota, Leotiomycetes, Helotiales, Mollisiaceae.
GUCACAUUGGAGAGAAUAUAUUCAGCCUUGUCUAGAUCGUUUUCGCAGAUUCUUGUAAAAUAGAAUAUCAUGCCUGCAAUCACUUCCAAUUCAUAGAAGUGCAUCGACUUCUUUCCGCUGGCGGAUAACAGGGUUCACUGCAAUCAACAGCGAUUGUUCCUUUUUCGUCUGAACAUUAGAGAUUACCCCUGAGCAUACUGUUGUUUGCCAAUUGAGCAACCAUAUCGAAAAUGGGACCUUUCAACUUGCCUUGGGGUCUGACUGGGGCCUUGUUGGCAACAACAUAUCUCCAUUCGAUAUGUGUUUCUGCAGCUCCGUCCAUAAAUGUGGGAUUAAAGACAUCCUUCUCUUCGGCUCCAUACCUCGUUGAAUUAUUAGAAACUGCUGUAGAUGAGAAUGCUACAUCUUACUUCCCACUUCUCGAUCGAAUCGCAGACGGUCAUUUCUCCAAAGCGUCCACCGAAAAGGAGCUCUACGACCAAUUUGUACAGCUUCUCAGAGAUGAUGGACACAUGCAAGCAGAGAGCUUGUCCUCAUACAAGUUUGCACUAUCUAUGCGGUCUUUAGCACCUCGCAUCGAAGCACACUACCAAUAUUACCACACCGCAGCAGAACCAUCACUAAAAGCUGAGCAAGACACUUUUUGUCCUGUUUGGGUAUUGUUCAAUGGCAAACAAUACUGCUCUCCUUCCUUGAAAGAUGCCCAUGGAGAUGUGAAUUCAGAAACGCAGACACAAGAACUCCAGUUCGACCGAAUUGUUGGAAACUCAUCGGCACCUGCUUCUAUCCUUUAUGCUGAUAUAACCUCUCCGAUUUUUGGCAAAUUCCACAAGACACUCAUCAAGACAGCUCGAGAGGGGAAGACCUCAUAUCGUGUCCGACAUCGAAAGCCAUUGAAUAGUGAGCCGAAGCAACUUAUCAUACCAGGAUAUGGUGUCGAGCUUGCCCUCAAACGAACAGACUACAUUGUCAUUGAUGAUCGAGAAGAAAGCGAUUCCAAACCAAGUGCAGUCCCCGAAAAGGAAGUCAAAUUUGAGGAUGAAGAACUGGCUGAUCUGAAACCACUGUCCACGUCCGAAGUAUUUUCUCUCGCCGUGAAAGCAUCGAGCUUUAUAAUGCAAAGCGAGACGCCCUUCGAGACUCUUGUAAAACUAUCGCAGGACUUUCCCAAGUAUUCAAGUGCAAUCGCUUCUCACAACGCCACUAAAGAAUUCCUUGCGGAACAUGAAUACAAUCGCGGGCAGCUCGUUCCAGCAGGAUACAACAUCCUGUGGAUGAACGGCCUUCAAUUGAUUGAACGACAAAUCGAAGCGCUUGAUCUCCUUGACCUAGUGCGGAAGGAACGCAGAUUGAUCAACGGCGUCAAAGACCUUGGCUUGACUGGUCCAGAGGCAAUCCAAUUAAUAGCUCACAAUGAGAUUGCAUCUGUGAAAGGAGAAAGCGAUGCCCAGAGAUUCGACUGGAGAGACGAAAUCGAGGGCGGGAACGUUAUCAUCUGGAUGAACGACAUUGAAAAAGACAAGCGAUAUGCAGACUGGCCUACGAACCUCGCAGCAUUCCUGCAACGAACAUAUCCAGGACAACUUCCAACUGUUCGCCGAGACUCUUUCAACCUGAUCCUACCAGUAGACUUCACCGAUGCACAAGAUGUGUUGAUGAUAGUCGACACCCUUCUCAGUUUUGUGAAACGUAAACUCACUCUUCGUAUCGGUCUCGUCCCCAUCACUACGACGCCUCACCAGGUAGAGCAAGCCAGAGUCCUAUAUUACUUGCUAGACACGUAUGGAUUACAAGCUGUGAUCGCGUACUUACAAUCUUCGUAUUCUGCGAAGAAGCUUUCCGUGCCAAGCAAGUCAAGCUUCAAUUCUGCGGUUGAAGACCGUAAAUUGCGAGCUGAGAAGAUUGCUCGCCCUAUGGAAGACCUGCUCAAGACAGAAGACUAUCAGGAACAAGUCAAGGCUUCCCAGAAAUGGAUUCGAAGACUUUCUGCAGAUAGCAAGAUUCCUCCAAUGUUUGUGGAUGGUGUUGCACUUCCUCGGGACGAGAACUGGCUUCAGUCAAUGAGUCAGCGAGUCAACACAGAUCUCCAAACUAUCCAACAAGCCAUAUUUAUGGAGACUUUCACCGAGGAAUCGUGGCUUCCACUACACUUUUUGUCACAAGCAUCCGUUCGAAGGAACUCUCUUGUUGUACCAGAGGAUGAGAAGACACUCAAGCUAUUUGACAUCAACAAACUCUUGGGAGAAGAUCAAGAGUCAGUUAACCAAUUACCAUCUAUGAAGGCUGACCUAUCUUUACCAAAGAGCGACUGGGCUCACAUGAUUGUGAUUGGGGACUUGGACUCCGAAGCUGGCGUCAAUCUCCUUGCUACAGCCGCCGCUUCCCAGGAAGCUAAUCCUUCUAUUGAAGUCGUUUUCUUGCAUAAUCCAGCUCCUGGGGCCUCCAAGUCUGGUUUGAGCACCGAUAUCUUUGCCUAUAUGCGAGAUAAUUCUUUCAAGCCUCUGCCGGAUGUGGCCCAACUUAUGACAAUUCUGACCAAAGAUGAGCAAUCUUCAUCUGAUGCUUUCCAUGACGCCAAGGAUUACUGGCAUGCGUACGACAACAUUGUCAAGUCGCUGGCGCUGCGACCAGGGGAGAAUGCUAUUGUGUUGAAUGGUCGUUUGGUCGGACCUAUUCCAGCGGUUCCCGAUUUUGACACAGAUGAUUUCGACCAAUUGCUCUCAUAUGAGCGCUCGAAACGCAUCACCCCAACCUUCACAGCUAUCGAAGCACUGGGAUUAUCAGAAAAGGUUGUCGACCCCUUGUCAGCUGCGAAAAUCUCCUCCAUAGUAUCGAUCUCUACCAUGUCGGAUACUCCUGAUGGCAUCUUUGAACAAGCCUCAACGAUUAGGAUGGGACAAUUUAACAUGUGGAACUCUUCCCAUACGGUGAUUGAGACAGGAGAUGCCUCAAUAGCUACUAUACAAAUUACUGCACUUCUGGAUCCUGCCAGUGAACAAGGACAGCAAUGGAUACCACUUCUGAAAGUUCUAUCAGAGCUCGAUGGCGUUUACACCAAAAUCUUCCUGAAUCCAAAGGAACGCUUGCAAGAACUCCCAGUGAAGCGUUUCUACAGAUAUGUUUUGGACUCGAAACCUACCUUUGAUGAGAGCGGGGCACUCCAGCCACUUGGUGCCUCCUUCAGCGGCGUCCCCCAAGAGGCCUUACUUACAGUUGGUCUUGACAUCCCACCUGCAUGGCUUGUUGCUCCGAAAGUCUCAGUCCAUGAUCUUGACAAUAUCAAGUUGAGUUCUAUUAAGACCAACGUCGAUGCUCUAUACGAGCUGGAGAACAUUCUCAUUGAGGGCCAUUCAAGAGAGAUCCCAGGCGGUCAAGCUCCUCGUGGCGCUCAGCUUGUUCUUGGGACUGAGAGAGACCCUCAUACAGCAGACACGAUCAUAAUGGCCAACUUAGGAUAUUUUCAGUUCAAGGCGAAUCCUGGCUUUUACAAAAUCGAUUUGCAGGAGGGACGAAGCUCAGAGAUCUUCAAUAUCGACAGCAUUGGCUCCUUGGGCUGGAGUCCAGUACCAGGCGAUGAAACUACAGAAGUCGUCUUAAUGAGCUUCAAGGGUACCACCUUAUAUCCACGCCUCUCCCGGAAGACCGGCAUGGAGACCGAGGAUGUCCUCGAAGCAAAACUUGAAGGCAAGAUGGACUUUAUGUCUCGAGGUCUCGACUUUGCUCAGGGCUUCUUUGGUGGCAAGCAAAAAGCACUUGCUGAGAAGGAAGUCCAGGCUGAUAUUAACAUCUUUUCUGUCGCCAGUGGCCACCUUUACGAACGCAUGCUAAACAUUAUGAUGGUCAGUGUGAUGAAGCAUACAAAACAUACUGUCAAAUUUUGGUUCAUUGAGCAGUUCCUCUCACCAUCAUUCAAGGACUUCAUUCCAUAUCUCGCUGCAGAAUAUGGAUUCAAAUAUGAAAUGGUCACUUACAAAUGGCCGCACUGGCUACGCGCACAGACAGAAAAGCAGCGUGAGAUUUGGGGCUACAAGAUUCUGUUCCUUGACGUCCUCUUCCCACUGUCUCUCGAUAAAGUCAUCUUCGUCGACGCCGACCAGAUUGUUCGUACAGAUAUGAUCGAGCUUGUCAACCACGAUCUCAAGGGCUCGCCGUAUGGCUUCACACCAAUGUGCGACAGCAGAACCGAAAUGGAAGGGUUCCGAUUCUGGAAACAAGGAUACUGGGAGAAGUUCUUGAGAGGCUUACCAUAUCAUAUUUCUGCUCUCUAUGUUGUCGAUCUGGUCCGUUUCAGACAAUUGGCAGCAGGAGACAGACUGAGGCAGCAAUACCAUCAACUUUCUGCUGACCCCAACAGUCUUUCGAAUCUGGACCAGGAUCUGCCAAAUCAUAUGCAGUCCGUUCUGCCCAUCCAUAGUCUGCCUCAAGAGUGGUUGUGGUGUGAGACCUGGUGUAGUGACGAAGCACUCAAGGAUGCGAAGACUAUUGAUCUUUGCAAUAACCCGUUGACGAAGGAACCAAAGUUGGAUAGAGCUAGGAGACAAGUUCCUGAGUGGACAGUGUACGAUGAUGAGAUUGCGGCGGUAGAUAAGAAGCGCAAGGGCUUGAAUGGGGCAGAGAAAAACACAAAGAGUAGGACGCUGGAGGAACCAAUGGUGACUGAGAGCACGGCGUCCAAGAAGGAUGAACUAUAGAUUUGUGCUUUUCAAACAGUAGCAAAGAGAGCGAGCGAAUGUGUACAAUACUUGCAUAAUCAUGUUCUUACCUGGAGGCCCUCGGAUAGUGUGUCCUUGACGAACUGUGGGAAUCGUCCUUGUCUUUUCUUCCCUAAUCGUCUCUUCUUUCAUCUCAAGUUAGAAUUUCGGAGAAAAGCUUGCCCAAAUCUCACUGCUGAGUUUUCUGCUUAUUUGUAAUCUUGAUUACAACAAAUUAUAGUGCUUAAG